This is a messenger RNA of Nematolebias whitei (Rio pearlfish), 255 nucleotides long. It is a transcript of the gene snrpf, whose product is annotated as small nuclear ribonucleoprotein polypeptide F. Lineage: Eukaryota; Metazoa; Chordata; Actinopteri; Cyprinodontiformes; Rivulidae. Gene Ontology annotation, molecular function: RNA binding. Gene Ontology annotation, biological process: spliceosomal snRNP assembly; mRNA splicing, via spliceosome. The record is from RefSeq and is a predicted model, not a curated record. Gene Ontology annotation, cellular component: catalytic step 2 spliceosome; U1 snRNP.
AUGAGUUUACCUCUCAACCCAAAGCCUUUCCUGAACAGCCUGACAGGAAAACCUGUGAUGGUGAAACUGAAGUGGGUGGAGUAUAAAGGCUACCUGGUGUCUGUGGAUGGAGACAUGAACAUGCAGCUUGCAAACACAGAAGAAUACGUCGAUGGAGCAUUGGCAGGACAUCUUGGUAUCCUCAUCAGAUGCAACAAUGUUUUAUACAUCCGAGGUGUAGAAGAGGAAAAAGAAGAUGGAGAAAUGAGGGAGUGA